Messenger RNA from Endocarpon pusillum Z07020, 537 nucleotides. RefSeq lists its product as uncharacterized. Gene Ontology annotation, molecular function: ATP binding; ATP hydrolysis activity. The record is from RefSeq and is a predicted model, not a curated record. Bases 1 to 537 code for a protein of 178 amino acids. Lineage: Eukaryota; Fungi; Ascomycota; Eurotiomycetes; Verrucariales; Verrucariaceae. The transcript is spliced from 3 exons.
AUGAUUGACGCUUCUUUCUUUCGGGAGAUGAACCCUAAUUACGCACGACCAAAGGUGGACGGCAGUAGCUCAGCAAUCGGCUGCAUUGAUUUCUUUGGCGGUUCGAGCACAUCGACUGACAGCACAGAAAAAGUGCGAUACGCCGACCUGGAGGCAAAUGAAUUAGAGCUCACUGAUUUGCUCGUCUGUUGCCCAACCGUGCCGGGUUUUAGUUUCACAGACAAAUUAUGGUUGGAAUUCGCUGUCGCUGAUAUCGAACUUAUCAGCUGGUCCUCUGAUCCUUUUGACUGCUUAGAGAUUCCAAGCCAAUACAAAGAGAUAAUCAUGGCUCUCGUCAGCAAUCAGAUAAAUCGCGACAAGGACAAAGUUUUUGAUGAUUUCGUUGCUGGCAAAGGACGAGGCAUGAACGUGCUAUUGCAUGGUUCCCCGGGAGUGGGAAAGACCCUGACUACAGAAGCCGUUUCCGAACAUUUGGAACUCCCCUUCUAUUCUGUAAGUCUUCUGGUGCCCAUCCCUGAUUCCACUCAUGUUGUAUAA